AUGUCGUUCAAAGGUUUUACAAAAGCUGUCGCCAGAGCACCCCAGUCUUUUAGGCAAAAACUGAACAUGGGUCAGCAGACUGUUGAUCCUGUUUAUGAGGAUGCUGAUCGUCGUUUCAAGGAAUUGGAAUCGGAAACGAAGAAGUUGAGCGAUGAGUCAAAGAGAUAUUUCAAUGCCGUGAACGGUAUGCUAGAGCAUCAAAUUGGAUUUUCUAAGGCAAUGUCGGAAAUUUUCAAGCCAAUUAGUGGUAAGAUGUCCGAUCCCAAUGCCGCUGUGCCAGAAGACAAUCCAGAAGGUAUUGAAGCGAGUGAGCAGUACAGUGCAAUUGUUUCUGAGUUGCAAGCUACUUUAAAGCCUGAUCUAACUCUGAUUGACGAGAAAAUUGUUAAACCAGCACAAGAGCUUUUGAACAUUAUUAAUUACAUUAGAAAGAUGUCCACCAAGAGAAACCAUAAAAAGCUAGAUUUGGAUAGGAGCUUGAACACGUACAACAAAUAUGAACAAAAACAGAAUCCAACGCCAAAGGAUGAGGAGAAAAAAUAUAAAGCCGAGGCUCAAGUCGCCGUAAUGCAACAAGAAUACGACUACUACAACGAUAUGUUGAAAACUGAAUUACCUAUACUUUUCCAAUUGGAAUCAGAGUUCGUGAAACCAUUAUUUGUUUCAUUCUACUACAUGCAAUUGAAUAUCUUCUACACCUUAUACAACAGGUUCCAAGACAUGAAGAUCCCAUACUUUGACCUGGAUACUGACAUCUUGGAGGCAUUCCAAGCUAAAAGAGGCAACAUUGAAGAGCAAACAGAUGCACUAACCAUUACUCAUUUCAAGCUGGGAUACUCGAAGGCCAAACUAGAUUUAACCAGAAGAAGAUAUGGUGCUACUGACGACUCAAGUCCUGGAAGUCCAAUGAGCCCACCCGCAUACGGCCAAACAUACGGUCAGCCUGAACAGCCACAACAGAUGGGCUAUGACUCAAAACUACAACAGCCGCAACAGCAACAACAGUAUCCAAUCGGAGGUGUUGCAGGUGCCGCUGGUAUCGCAGGAUACAAUUCGGUGCCCACCACUGCGACCCAGGCAUCAUACACUCCUCCCACUAGUGCAGGAGUGGAGACAUGUACCGCUUUAUACGAUUACACGGCCCAAGCCGAAGGUGAUUUGACGUUCCCUGCUGGUGCCAUAAUCCAAGUCGUGGAUCGUUCCGAUGCAGCAGGAUGGUGGGUCGGUGUCUACAAUGGCGUCCAAGGUGUAUUCCCUGGGAACUACGUCGAACUAUCGAAACAAUAA
Molecule: messenger RNA, 1287 nt
Organism: Kluyveromyces lactis
Lineage: Eukaryota; Fungi; Ascomycota; Saccharomycetes; Saccharomycetales; Saccharomycetaceae
Gene: RVS167
Product: amphiphysin
Exons: 1
Coding region: 1-1287 (428 amino acids)
Biological process (GO): actin cortical patch localization; plasma membrane tubulation; endocytosis
Cellular component (GO): mating projection tip; actin cortical patch; medial cortex
Molecular function (GO): lipid binding; protein binding
Source: RefSeq, a predicted model, not a curated record